UUCCUCUCUCAUUGAGUAAUCUAAUUUCAUAAAAUCCCGUAACGUUUUCCCUACCACCCUCUCCCCCUCCUCCGCCAUGACCCAUCAUCACCGGCGAGAGUCCUUCUCCGUAACCACCUCUAACAUGGGAGGCUCCGCGGUGCUUUGUCCUAAUACCGACCUUCUUUGGCCAUUUGGCAAGCUUGAAGGGCUUGAUCGAGAUGAUAUUCGUGAGACGGCUUAUGAGAUCUUCUUCACGGCUUGCCGAUCAUCACCGGGGUUUGGAGGCAGGACUGCUCUCACGUUUUACUCUAACCAUAACAGCAACGACCAUCAUGGAGACGGAGGAGGAGGAGGUAUAGGAUCCGGUGGUGGCUCACCUGGUGCUGGCUCUGGGUUCGGGUUUGGGUCUUCAGGGAGGAAAGAGGUGGUCACGACCCCGACUAGCAGGGUCAAACGGGCUUUAGGCUUAAAGAUGCUUAAACGGUCUCCCUCUAGGCGAAUGUCAACGAUAGGGGCCGCUGGAGGAGCUGGAACUUCUCUAUCCCCUGGUGGCGGGAUGAAUAGUAGUUCGGGACAUAUUAGUCCUGGAGCCGGGUUCUUAACUGUCCCACCUUCUCGGCCUAGAAGACCCUUGACCUCGGCUGAGAUCAUGAGGCAACAAAUGAAGGUGACAGAACAAAGUGACAGUCGGCUUCGAAAAACCCUGUUGAGAACGCUUGUUGGCCAAACGGGUAGACGAGCAGAGACCAUAAUCUUACCGUUAGAGCUUCUCAGACACUUGAAAACAUCAGAGUUUGGUGAUGUACACGAGUACCAACUCUGGCAAAGACGACAACUCAAAGUCCUUGAAGCUGGUCUUCUUCUUCAUCCAUCGAUUCCUCUAGACAAAACCAACAACUAUGCAAUGCGUCUAAGAGAAAUUGUCAGACAAAGCGAGACAAAACCCAUUGACACAAGCAAAACCUCAGACACAAUGAGAACACUCACCAACGUCGUCGUAUCUUUAUCUUGGCGUGGCACUAACGGAAAUCCAACUGAUGUUUGUCACUGGGCUGACGGUUACCCUCUCAACAUUCAUCUUUAUGUUGCUUUGUUGCAGUCAAUAUUUGAUGUCAGAGACGAGACAUUGGUGCUUGAUGAGAUCGAUGAGCUUCUUGAGCUAAUGAAGAAAACUUGGUCAACACUAGGGAUCACACGACCGAUACAUAAUCUGUGUUUCACUUGGGUUUUAUUUCAUCAGUACGUCGCGACUUCACAAAUUGAACCGGACUUGCUUGGCGCUUCUCAUGCUAUGUUGGCUGAAGUUGCAAAUGACGCCAAGAAGCUUGACCGAGAAGCCCUCUAUGUGAAACUAUUAAACUCGACAUUGGCCUCUAUGCAGGGAUGGACCGAGAAAAGGUUAUUGAGCUACCAUGAUUAUUUCCAAAGAGGGAAUGUGGGAUUAAUAGAAAAUCUUCUACCAUUGGCAUUAUCAUCAUCGAGGAUCUUGGGAGAAGAUGUGACGAUUUCUCAAGGGAAAGGACAAGAGAAAGGUGAUGUGAAAUUAGUGGAUUAUUCAGGAGAUCGCGUUGAUUAUUACAUAAGAUCGUCCAUUAAAAACGCAUUUUCUAAGGUGAUAGAAAACACGAAAGCUAAAAUCGCAGCUACAGAUGAAGGAGAAGAAGCUGCUGGAACGUUGUUGCAACUAGCUAAGGAAACAGAGGAGCUAGCGUUAAGGGAACGUGAAUGUUUCAGCCCAAUACUCAAGAGAUGGCACUCUGUUGCUGCUGGUGUUGCCUCAGUGUCACUUCACCAAUGUUAUGGCUCAAUCUUGAUGCAAUAUUUAGCUGGAAGAUCGUUUAUCUCGAGAGAUACUGUUGAAGUUUUGCAAACGGCAGGGAAGCUCGAGAAGGUCCUGGUGCAGAUGGUGGCUGAAGAUUCAGAAGAAUGCGAUGACGGUGGUAAAGGACUUGUACGAGAGAUGGUUCCAUAUGAAGUUGAUUCAAUUAUACUGCGCCUUUUGAGACAAUGGAUAGAAGAGAAGCUCAAGAGAGUUCAAGAGUGUUUAUUUAGAGCAAAAGAAACUGAAACGUGGAACCCGAAAUCCAAAUCAGAACCUUACGCUCAAUCUGCGGGAGAGCUGAUGAAGCUAGCCAAAGACACUAUCGAUGAGUUCUUUGAAAUACCUAUUGGGAUUACAGAAGAUCUAGUUCAAGAUAUCGCGGAAGGAUUGGAACAACUCUUUCAAGAAUACACCACAUUUGUUGCAUCUUGCGGAUCAAGACAAAGUUACAUUCCUACAUUACCUCCUCUUACAAGAUGUAACCGAGAUUCAAGAUUCGUUAAACUAUGGAAGAGAGCUACACCGUGUACUACCCCCAACGAGGAUUUCAGCCACACCGCAUCAGUGAUUUCCGACGGCCACCAUCCACGACCGUCCACAAGCCGGGGGACUCAACGUCUAUACAUUCGUCUCAACACAUUACAUUUCCUAAGCUCUCAUAUCCACUCGUUAAACAAAACACUCUCUUUAAACCCGAGGGUACUUCCCGCAACUCGAAAACGUUACCGCCAUCGAAACAACAAUUCAUCUUCCUAUUUCGACUUCACAUACGCUGGAAUCGAAUCAGCUUGCCAACACGUUUCAGAAGUCGCGGCUUACCGUUUGAUUUUCCUCGAUUCAAACUCUGUUUUCUACGAGAGUCUUUACGUAGGAGAAGUGGCGAACGCGAGGAUCAAACCAGCGUUACGUAUCAUGAAACAGAACUUAACAUUGAUGUCAGCGAUUCUUGCGGAUCGAGCUCAAUCACUAGCAAUGAGGGAGGUAAUGAAAUCAUCCUUCGAAGCGUUCUUGAUGGUCCUUCUCGCCGGUGGAUACUCCCGAGUGUUCUAUAGAUCGGAUCACAGUUUUAUCGAAGAAGAUUUCGAGAGCUUGAAAAGAGUAUUUUGCACUUGCGGUGAAGGGUUGAUACCUGAAGAAGUGGUGGACAGAGAGGCAGAGACAGUGGAAGGAGUGAUUCAGCUAAUGAGUCAACCAACAGAGCAACUUAUGGAAGAUUUUAGCAUCGUAACUUGCGAAACAAGUGGAAUGGGGAUGGUUGGAUCCGGACAAAAGCUACCGAUGCCUCCAACUACUGGACGUUGGAACCGGUCUGAUCCGAACACGAUCUUGAGGGUUCUUUGUCAUAGAAACGAUCGUGUCGCUAAUCAGUUCUUGAAAAAAUCGUUCCAAUUGGCUAAACGAAGGUGAAUUGGAAAGAAAUGAAGAAAACAAACACAAAAAAAAAGAAUUCAACUAAAAAGGAAUGUUUAUGUUGGUGAGAGAUUCGUUGUUGUAAAUGUCAUUAAGUAUGAUUUUCGAGUUUUGGAACUGAUUUGUGAUUUAAAAAAAAAUAUUUCUCUUUUUGUUGCAUUCGGGGUUGAAGCUGAUUGUUUGUUGUUAACGAAGAAAAAUAUUCGUUGAUUUUUUUAUUAGAUGUAUUCAUAAAU
Capsella rubella is the source of this 3450-nucleotide messenger RNA. RefSeq lists its product as uncharacterized. Bases 77 to 3211 code for a protein of 1044 amino acids. The transcript has 6 exons. The record is from RefSeq and is a predicted model, not a curated record. Lineage: Eukaryota; Viridiplantae; Streptophyta; Magnoliopsida; Brassicales; Brassicaceae.